AUGGGACGAAAUCUGAGCCCUAUCCUUAGGCGAGAACUGGAAAAUCUUGAUAAAGAUGCUGAUAGUAGAAAAUCAGCCAUGAAAGCAUUAAAAUCCUACGUUAAAGAUUUGGAUUCGAAGGCCAUUCCAAUAUUUCUUGCUCAAGUUUGCGAGACCAAAGAAACCGGAUUGACAUCUGGGGAAUACACAAUCUCCCUUUAUGAAGUUCUUUCCCGUGUUCAUGGCACAAAAAUUGUACCCCAAAUCGACAAUAUCAUGACCACCAUUAUCAAGACUUUAACUUCUAGUGUAGCCUCUUUUGCCCUUCACCAGGCUUGCUCAAAGGUGGUUCCUGCCAUUGCUAGAUAUGGGAUUGACCCCACCACUCCCGAAAACAAGAAAAGGCAAAUUAUUCACUCUCUUUGUAAACCCCUUUCUGAUUCUCUUUUAGCUAGCCAAGAGAAUUUGUCCUCUGGGGCUGCCCUCUGUUUGAAGGCUCUUGUGGACUCGGAUAACUGGCGGUUUGCUUCAAGUGAGAUGGUCAAUGAGGUGUGUCAAAGAGUUGCUGCAGCUUUAGAAAAGCCUAUGCAGACAAAUUCACAUAUGGGGUUAGUUAUGUCUUUAGCCGAACAUAACGGUUUAGUUGUUGAAGCUUAUGCAAGAUUGUUAAUCUGGUCUGGUGUCACAAUCAUGAACACGGGUGCUUCAGAGGGUAAUUCUCAGAAACGGUUGGAAGCCAUUCAAAUGAUCAACUUUCUCAUGAGGUGUUUGGAUUACAAGUGUAUAAUGUCUGAACUUAGCUUUGUAAUCGAAGAAAUGGAGAAGUGCCAAACUGAUCAAAUGGCGUAUGUGAAAGGAGCUGCCUUUGAAGCAUCAGAAACAGCAAAGAGAAUCUUGACAGAAAAAGGUUCAAAAUAUGAACAUAGAAACAGUAAAAGAGUUGAUGAAGAUCGAUAUUCUUUCACUGGAUCACCUGAAUCACAAACCAUGGGUUCAUUUGGUGGGUGCACUUCUAUGAACGAUUCACCAUUUUCAAUCAAUUUUCUUGAUUCUGGCAGAAGUGUAAACCGAAGGCACUGGAGGAAUGGAAAUGGUGUAGUAGACGUGUCUUUGAAAGACGGUUUAUUUUCUGGUGGGAUGUCUACUCCUAGAAGCGUAAUUGAGAACUCUGAGCAUAACGGUUUUUCUGAGGAUUAUGCAGAUGGGUUUUCAGGAUUCUUGCAGAAAAGUUCAACUAAUGGUGAUUCUAGAAGUGCUACUCCUAGUCCUCAGAAAUCCCGAUCUUAUAUCAAUCUUGACAACAUUAAGAUUUUCACUACUCCAAGAAAGCUCGUCAAGUCUCUUCAAGCUCCAAACUCUGAUCUCUCAGAGAAACAGAGUCAAAGAUUCGAAAUCCCUUCUUCGAGCAAAUUUGAUUCGAACCCCACAUCAAAUCAAGAUGAAAGCGGGAUCUCCAGUGAUCGCCAAGAUGAACAAUAUCGUAGUACCUCAGAAUCGAUGUCUUCAACUGAAGAACUUUGCCAAGAACUUGUUCCUGAAACCAAAGCAAAACCUCGGUUUUUUGCUCUCAGAAUUCUUUCUGGUCUUAUUGUUUUAUUUUCGGUCAUUGUUUGUUUCUUGUUGGUAGGAAUUCCAGAUGAGGAUUACAAUCUCGUUCCUACCUGAUUUCGCUCUUCUGUUGUAUCGUGGUCGAAAGUCAAAGUUGUGACCAUCGAUAAUGUAUCGUUGGUAGAGAAAUUAAAAGGAUUCUGUAGCUUGAUUUC
This is a messenger RNA of Cynara cardunculus var. scolymus (artichoke), 1742 nucleotides long. RefSeq names its product protein SINE1-like. Lineage: Eukaryota; Viridiplantae; Streptophyta; Magnoliopsida; Asterales; Asteraceae. The coding region runs from base 1 to 1644 and encodes 547 amino acids. Gene Ontology annotation, cellular component: microtubule. The record is from RefSeq and is a predicted model, not a curated record. The transcript has 2 exons. Gene Ontology annotation, molecular function: microtubule binding.